Coprinopsis cinerea okayama7#130 is the source of this 339-nucleotide messenger RNA. RefSeq lists its product as hypothetical. The coding region runs from base 1 to 339 and encodes 112 amino acids. Lineage: Eukaryota; Fungi; Basidiomycota; Agaricomycetes; Agaricales; Psathyrellaceae. The transcript is spliced from 4 exons. The record is from RefSeq and is a predicted model, not a curated record.
AUGAUGCUUAAGGCCCAACUCGCUGUCUUGCUCCCAAUGAUCUCGUCGGCCAUUGCCAUCUGCCCUGGCUUCAAUUUUGGAGUCGGGAACGUCAUCCCGUUGGGAAACGGUGUUAACCGAUGGAACGUCUACAAUUCGAACUGCGACGUCGUCGACGGAUUGACCACCAACCAGAAUCCGUGCACCAGCGGUACCUUCGGGUGUACCCCUCCUCCCAUUCUUUUCAAUCGCUACACCAAUUCGUUCACCGGUUUAAUUUACAACUGCCGACCUGACCCCAACUCUGGUCGAUGCGGAAACGAUGUCAUCUCUGUCUGCUGCCGCAAUGAUGGAAACUGA